GGGGUCCCUGGCUCCCUUCCCCUUUAAAUGGGGAGCCAGGAAGGAGCCCCCUCCCCACAGGCACACCUGGAGGUCUUAAAGGGGCCGCCGCCCCUUCCUCGCCUGCCUCUGGCUUGGGAUGGAGCUUCACCUGCCUUGCCGGGCUUUCUGGGCCAGCCUCCACCUCCGGAGCGGCCUCCUCGACUGGGACAUGGCCGCGGAGCUGGGCCUGGGACCCCCGCCCCAAGGUCUCGCUUCUCUGGCCGCCCCAGAGGGAGGCAGGCAGCCGGAAAGGCCCAAGGACGAGGGAAAGGAUGCUCACAGGACCGAGGUGAAGCCCCAUUUGUGGAUGUGGGUUGACCCCAACAAGGUCUGCCCCAUCCCCGGGAGGGUCUUCUCUGUGCCGGAGACCCCUUCCCCGCCUGGCGACGCCCCUCCUGCAGACCCCCAGGAGCCGCCCUCCGACCCAGAUGGCACCCAGAAGGACCCAGUCGUGUCUGCUGCUGGUGAAGCAGAGAAGGCUCCCUCUGGGGCGGGCCCUGGGGGUCCCCCAAAGGCCCCGGGGGGCCUGGACGCCCCCGCCCCGAAGCCCAAGAAGCCCCAGGCCUUCCGGUCCCACGGCCGGCGGCUGAAGCGGACCCAAGGGGAGUGGCCGCGGCCCCCGCUCAACUACUGCAUCCUCAUCAGCCUGGCCCUCCGCAGCAGCGUGGACAGCAGCCUCACCGUCCAGGAGAUCUACCAGUUCACCAGGCAGCACUUCCCCUUCUUCCGGACGGCUCCCGAGGGCUGGAAGAACACGGUCCGGCACAACCUCUGCUUCAGCAGCAGCUUCGAGAAGACCACGGACUUUGUCUGCCUGGAGGGGAGCCGCAAGUCCCGGCUCUGGCGGCUGACCUCGGAGGGACGGCGCCGGUUCCGGGAGGAGGCCCAGGCACUGCCCACCGACCAGAUGGGCCUCGUGCACCAGAGCAUGGACCGACCCGAGCUCUUGAGGCCCCUCUUUGGUCUCUGAGCCGCAUGUUGUACAUGAAUCCAGAAGGAAGCUGUUGGUGAAAGCAGGGCCUUCCUUCUGCCCGGCAGAUGUGCGGCUGCUGGGAGUUGUAGUGCAGGGACGUUCCAAGGGCCCUGGCGGCCCAGACGGGGUGAGGACAACUGCCGUCGUGCAGGACCGGGCUGAGCAACCCCUGCGGGAAGGGGCAGCUGCGCUCAACCACUGGCCAAAGGCGCUUUGAAGAAAGAGCGCCUUGCCUGCCUAAGUGCCUCUCGGGAUUUACUUUAAUAAUUUUCUUCUUUUUGGGGAAUUAUUUUUUGGAGGAAAUCCUUGCACAAUAAAUGCUUUCAAGCCAC
Messenger RNA from Anolis carolinensis (green anole), 1326 nucleotides. It is a transcript of the gene foxr1, whose product is annotated as forkhead box R1. Lineage: Eukaryota; Metazoa; Chordata; Lepidosauria; Squamata; Anolidae. Gene Ontology annotation, molecular function: sequence-specific double-stranded DNA binding; DNA-binding transcription factor activity. The transcript is spliced from 6 exons. Gene Ontology annotation, cellular component: nucleus. The record is from RefSeq and is a predicted model, not a curated record. Gene Ontology annotation, biological process: regulation of DNA-templated transcription. The coding region runs from base 119 to 991 and encodes 290 amino acids.